This is a messenger RNA of Venturia canescens, 884 nucleotides long. RefSeq names its product DNA polymerase epsilon subunit 4 (gene PolE4). The transcript is spliced from 3 exons. Gene Ontology annotation, cellular component: epsilon DNA polymerase complex; nucleus. The record is from RefSeq and is a predicted model, not a curated record. NCBI's taxonomy places the organism in Eukaryota, Metazoa, Arthropoda, Insecta, Hymenoptera, Ichneumonidae. Gene Ontology annotation, biological process: DNA-templated DNA replication. Gene Ontology annotation, molecular function: protein heterodimerization activity. Bases 441 to 830 code for a protein of 129 amino acids.
UGUCAAACUAGUAUAUGACUAUGUACACUGUUGAGUCCAUUUUUCCUAUGGGAACAUAGUACAAUGUUCGUGUGUCGUGUCGUCGUGUGACGUUCACGAUAGAUCUAUGUGUUUGAUGGCUUCUUUCUCGACAAUUGACCGGGAGGCUGCUGUCACGUGGUUACGAGACAACAACAAUAAUAGGCUUCCUUCGUUUAUCGAGCUAAAAUUUACUCAUGACACCUUCGAUUUUCUCAAAUGCUUAGAAAUUAGGUCAAGAUUUUGAAUAAAUACUGAAUUACGUUGGGUGUUCGGUGUCUGAACGCACGUGUGUUUUUCAUUUUGUUUACACGGUAGCCAAGCAAUUGCGUAUAUUAUCUAAUUUAUAGGUUAUGUUUCGCGGGCUCCAAGACGAGGAGUGAUUUUGUGCAACAACUUUGGGGAUCAGUGGUCACUAAAACAUGUCGAGUUUGGAAUUUGACCAACUUCCUGGAGACAUAAGUUUGAACGAGUCGUCUGUGAGUUCAGGGGCAGACAAGUCUCAGGAAUCAUUGGAGGAGCCUGAAAGUGUUCAACAUGCUGAUCAAGAGCAACGAGAGAAGCUUGUCAAGCUUCCCGUAGGUAGAAUACGAAAUAUUGUAAAAAUGGAUCCUGAUGUGAAUAUUGUUACCGGAGAAGCCAUUUUUGCCAUUACAAAAUCUGUGGAGCUCUUUAUCGAUUCGUUGGCCAAGGAAGCAUACAAAUAUACAGCGCAAAGUAAAAAAAAAACUGUUCAGAAAAAGGAUGUGGAAAGUGCGAUAGAUAACGUUGAUGCUCUCGUUUUUCUCGAAGGAAUGUUGGAUUCUAUGUAAUAAUUUUCUGUCAUGUGGACUCCUUAAAAUAAAUAUUUUUACUAUAUUCACAAA